Notechis scutatus (mainland tiger snake) is the source of this 2647-nucleotide messenger RNA. The record is from RefSeq and is a predicted model, not a curated record. Lineage: Eukaryota; Metazoa; Chordata; Lepidosauria; Squamata; Elapidae.
UCUCUGCCCGGGCUCGUCCGUCCGUCCGUCCUUUGGCGCCUCUGGCCAGCCAGCCAGCCAGCCAGCGCAGCUCUUCGGGUCCGGCCGGCGUCGGGGAAGAUGGAGCGAGCCGCCUUGUUCGCGCAGGGGCGGGAGGCGCCGAUGGCUGCCGGGGACGUGGGCGAGCUCUUGGUCCCCUACAUGCCCACCAUCCGGGUGCCCAAGACCGGCGACCGCGUCUACAAGACCGAGUGUGCCUUUUCCUACGACUCGCCCGAUUCCGAAGGAGGCCUUUAUGUUUGCAUGAAUACUUUCCUGGGAUUUGGAAGGGAACAUGUAGAAAGGCAUUAUCGCAAGACAGGACAAUGUGUAUACUUACAUAUCAAGCGGCAUAUGAGAGAGAAGGUAACAGGGGCAUCUGGUGGAGCUUUACCAAAAAGGAGAAACAUCAAGCUAUUUUUAGAUCUUGAAUCUAAUCUUGAUUUAAAUAAUGAUGAUUAUGAAUAUGAGGAUGAAGCUAAACUUGUCAUAUUUCCAGACCACUAUGAAAUUCCUUUACCCAAUAUAGAAGAACUGCCAGCACUGGUGACAAUAGCUUGUGAUGCAGUCCUGAGCUCGAAAUCUCCCUACAGAAAGCAGGACCCAGACUCUUGGGAAGAAGAGCUGCAAAUUUCCAAACAUGCCAACACUCUGGUGCAAAUGGACAAUGGAGUCAGGAUUCCACCAAGUGGCUGGAAGUGCUCCAAGUGUGACUUACGGGAGAACCUUUGGCUAAACCUCACUGACGGAUCCAUACUUUGUGGCAAAUGGUUCUUUGAUGGCAGCGGGGGAAACGGACAUGCCCUUGAGCAUUUCAAGGAGAUGGGUUAUCCCUUAGCAGUGAAGCUUGGAACGAUUACACCCGAUGGUGCAGAUGUCUAUUCCUUUGAGGAAGAAGAAGCUGUUUUGGAUCCUCAUAUUGCCAAACACUUAGCUCAUUUUGGAAUUGACAUGCUCCAAAUGCAUGUGACAGAGAAUGGCCUGAGAGAUAAUGACAUAAAACCUCGUGUCUCUGAAUGGGAAGUCAUCCAAGAAUCAGGCACAAAGCUGAAACCAAUGUAUGGGCCUGGAUAUACCGGCAUGAAAAACAUGGGGAACAGCUCCUACAUCAGCAGCGUAUUGCAAGCCAUUUUCAGUAUUCCUGAAUUUCAGAGGGCGUAUGUGGGAAAUCUUCCAAGGAUAUUUGACUACUCUUCUUUGGACCCAACACAAGAUUUCAACACUCAGAUGGCUAAAUUGGGACAUGGACUUCUUUCAGGCCAGUAUUCAAAACCUCCAGUGAAAUCUGAGCUCAUUGAACAGGUGAUGAAGGAGCAACACAAGUUAGGAUUAUUUCCAAAUAAUUCAAUUAAUUUCCCAUUUGUCCUUUUGCUUGCAGAUGUUUCUGUAGACAUGCCAGAUCUUCUAGACAUUACUCAUCUCCGAGCAACGGGCUUUCAACCAGGAGAGGAGGAACUUCCAGACAUCUCUCCACCUGUGAUCAUUCCUGAUGACCCCAAAGAUGGCAUGAUGAACCAUUUCAUGGAAUCCCCAGAUUUUGAUGAAUCCUCCGUGAUGCAGCUGGCAGAGAUGGGGUUUCCAUUGGAAGCAUGCCGAAAAGCCGUGUACUACACUGGCAACAUGGGUGCUGAGGUGGCUUUCAACUGGAUCAUUGCGCACAUGGAAGAACCAGAUUUUGCAGAGCCUUUAUCCAUCCCUGGCUAUGGGGGAACAGCUUUUCCCCAAACAGGAGGAUCAGCAGUUCCUGGGUUGGAUAAUCAACCUCCAGAAGAGAUGGUAUCCAUCAUUUCCUCUAUGGGAUUUCAGAGGAAUGUAGCUCUUCAGGCACUACGAGCAACAAAUAACAACUUGGAACACGCAUUGGACUGGAUCUUUAGUCACCCUGAACCAGAGGAAGAGACUGAAGUAGCUUCUGAAGUCAUGAAUAUAGAAAACCACAUGAAUGCUAACAUCCUUGCAGAAUCGGAUCCAGAAGGGCCCCGGAUCAAAGAUGGACCGGGAAGAUAUGAACUCUUUGGCUUCAUCAGUCACAUGGGAACAUCCACCAUGAGCGGCCAUUAUGUUUGCCAUCUUAAAAAGGAAGGAAGGUGGGUUAUCUACAACGACCAUAAAGUUUGUGCCUCCGAGCAGCCACCCAUAGAGCUAGGAUAUAUUUACUUCUAUCACAGGAUACCAAGUUAGACCUCACUAUGUUCUCUGGCCUUAGGAAGCCAUAAGCCUUUUUAUUCUGCCAAAAAUGUUGUUUCCAGUAAGCAAAGCCUUUGGACUGCCAAUAUGAAAAAAAAAAGAAAAGAAUCAGGAUAAUUCAAUUGAUGCCUUCCUAAACCUUUAGAGGAGAGUUUUUCUGUUAAAUGAUGGUGCAUUGUAGGAUUUUAAAGUUUGUCUACAUUUCGUGGAGACCUUAAGACUGUUCUGAACCACUAGCAGAGUUUGCAGCAAACGUCCAGAGAACACAAAACUGUUCCUGCACUGAGAAGAACCUGCUAUCUUUGGUUUAACCCUUAAAGGACUGACGGUUGCUAAGCGGUUGCUUUGAACUAGGAAUUCAUCACUGUUGCUGGAUGGAAUCUAUUUGCUAGCAUGAAAAGUUGCUUAUCUGGAACCCUAAAUUUCCGAUUAAAAAGGAAAG